This is a messenger RNA of Lodderomyces orthopsilosis Co 90-125, 552 nucleotides long. RefSeq lists its product as uncharacterized. The record is from RefSeq and is a predicted model, not a curated record. NCBI's taxonomy places the organism in Eukaryota, Fungi, Ascomycota, Pichiomycetes, Serinales, Debaryomycetaceae. The coding region runs from base 1 to 552 and encodes 183 amino acids. The transcript has a single exon.
AUGGCUGAAACAAUGAUCUCAACCCCAACAGAGACCCUCUCUUCACUUCUAGAUAAAUUCGCACAACUCAAGCAAAAACGACAGGAGGCAAUUAAACUCAACAAGGCGGAUGUGGCUCAAGAGACAAGAAGGCAAAAGCUCACAUCACUUCAAGCAAAAUCAUCCCAUCAUCAUGAAGCUGAUUCGCGAAAGAGCCUUAGUGAUAGUGAAAGAGUCAUGGAGUACACAAUAGAGGAAUGUGAAGCUUGGGAAGAGAGGCGACAGAGAAAAAUGAAUACUGGUAUUCAGGAUCAAGACAAAUUAGCAGAAGCUUCGUACUACAAAGAGAUCAAGGAAUUGAAAGUAGACAAAGAGGCUUACCUAAACAGUAAGAAUGAUUCCGAUGUGGCAAAUGUCGACAAAGACGUGAAAGAAGAAGUUAGCGCCAUGGUCAAAAAUUCCAAAGACCGAAAGUUCAAUAAGAAACGAGGACGUACAGAUGAUGAAGCUGGAAAUUAUAUCAGUGAAAAAAACAGGCAGUUCAACUUAAAACUCAAUCGACAAUACGAUUAA